This is a messenger RNA of Poecilia reticulata (guppy), 4578 nucleotides long. The record is from RefSeq and is a predicted model, not a curated record. Lineage: Eukaryota; Metazoa; Chordata; Actinopteri; Cyprinodontiformes; Poeciliidae.
GCAUGGAGGAGGAUAUUAUUCCCGCACUUCACCAGUGUCUCGGCAUGUCUGCUGGAGCAGAGUUUUCCACUGAAGACAUUAGUCUUCUCUUCUGCAAAGUGUUUCAUGUGCCCUCGAGCAAAAGUGAAGCUGAUGCAGCCAUGAAAAAGGUUGCAGGAGGAGACAAAAGCUGGUCCUGUACAUGUGCAAAUGUUUUGGAUGUGCUCCUUGAAAUGGAAAGGGCAAAGGAAAAGAAUGAAAUGCUUUACUGGGACUGCCAGCUUCUUAAUAGUGGAAAUCUUCAUCAGAUGCUGCAAAAGUUGCCCCAAAGAAACGACUCAGAGUUUUUAAGAAAUGCUUUCAACUCUGUGUCAGGACUCCCACAGCCACAAACAGCUGAAAUAGACAUUUUCCAGAGUGAGAAAGUGCUGGAAAAAAAGCAGCUCUGCCAAAAAGCAACAAGCUUGAAGAGUCUCCAAAAAGCCGUCAAGCAGUGCUGGGCCAGACUGGCAUCAGAGGGUGUUAGCAGCAUUUUGCCCUCCCCCUUGUGUAGCCAAAGGUUGGGCCUCAGGGGUCAGGCAUGGGGCUCUGUCUCCUUGUCGGAUGUCAUCCUUCUGGUGGAAGUGAAAUAUGAUGUGGUGACUCACUUGCUAUACACAGAAAUGCUUCAAGAGCACUACACCCAGAGUGUUUGGGAGAUGCUGCUUCCCUGGCAACAGGGAAAGGAAGUGGAGGCACUGGAAACUAUGGCGGAGGAAGUUUUGCAGUCUGCUGACAUGCUGGGCUUGGUUUUCCUGCCUGGAGCGUUCAGGAUAUACAAAACAAGAUGUUCAGAGUUACGGGAAGAAUCCUGUUCAGCUGUUGCUCUCCUGAAUGAGUUGCACACUUUUUGUCAACAAGAACAAAAUCAGCUGACACUCCUGGGUCAAAGAUUGUGUGACAAAAGUUUGAGGCUUUUGUGUCUCCAUGCCCUUCUGGCGAUUUACAGAACUCAGAGGGAAAAACAAUCUCACAGCGCUCUGCUGGCAUCUCGUCAAUCCUGGGAGUCAUGGCCACAGGUCCUCAGUCCGUGUAGAGCAGAAUAUGUCACUCUGCUGCUACAGAAUGAAGACAAAGGAGAGGAAGGAAAAGAGGACUUUGAGACAUCACAGAGGAGGACCGAGCUACAGCUACUUGUGCUGACUCAGGAAAAGGAGAGGAAGCAUCUGCUCACGUUGCUGCACAGGAUCUCCCUAGAGGAUUUACAAGAGGCAAGCUGCGCAAUUCCUCCAAAAGAUAAUGGUGGCUUUGAUGCUGAUCGAACCUCCUUGAGGGCUGGAUGUAUGAAAAGACUGAAACAAAUCCAUGCUAAGCUCCAGACACAGAAUGGAAGCGAGAACAACUCAAAGCAAACCAGCAUUCAGAUGGACACGCAGGGAAAACGGUCACAAUCUCUGCUAGAGGACUGCAAGCUGCUCCUUCUGAUGCAUCUGAUGGAGCUUCAGGAGGGCCAGGCUUUAGCGCUGCUGCAAGUGCUCCUACACCGGGAUUCACAGGCUGCCCAAGCUCUGAGAGAAAAAUAUGAAGCUGAAUUACAAACCCGACGCUUCCCCAACCUGCUCAAUCUCCUGAUGUCAGACGAUCCUCUAAUCUCCGGCUCUAUGUUGGUUGAAAACAUCAACGAUGAGCAGGUCACGCCUGAAUCAUCCUGCACAGGAGAAGUUGAAAACAUUUAUGCGGCAUCAGUUCCCACUGCAACUACUGACUUAACUAAUGAACCCAGCAGGGACCCAACUGCUGGAGGUUCUGCUAAACAGGACGUCUGCUCAGGUUGUGGGGCGAUCAUGGAGGAGCUACCCUAUUUGGAGAUCCUGUGUGUGCCUGAUGCACAGGCCAAUGCUCCAACUCCAGAGGCUGGAGCAGGUAGGGAAGAAGAAAUAAACGCAAACCUGGAGAGUUUUGAUAAACAGGGAUCCUUGAUCCCCCUCGCUUGGAGCAAACCUCCUGAGGAUGAUGCGGAGGGAGUUGGAGAAGCUGAAAAGUAUCAGGACACCCUGAGCAGGCUAGGAAUCCAAGGCCAGUCCACACAAUGUGAAGAGGCGGAUCAGAGGAGAGACAGCAAAGAGGUGGACACUCUGGCUCAGUAUGAUGCACAGUUUGCAGAUCAGCAGUUGAAGAAAGUAGAGAAUCCAAUCCCAGACCAACCAAGUGAAGGAGAAGCUGCAACUGAAAUUGAUCCACGCUCACUUGCAGAGAACCUGCUGGAGGUGCAGCCGAGUGUUUCUAGUGAUUCCUUCGGCUGCAUUGCUGAUGGAGCAUCUGGUCACACAGUCAGCACCAGCAGAGAGAUGACCGAGUCUGAACUCUGGGACAUCAGAGGGUCGGAACUCUCUGAUAACGAGGAAAUGAUUCAUUCUCAAGAAUCAACACAGAUAGCAUCCAGUCUCUCUGGAAGAACCACAUUGUUGGAAACGGAUCAAUUGGAACGGCAAGAACCGAUGUCAGCAGUGGAAAGAGAGAGAACAAUGCGCAGCCUGGUGGACAUGCAGAGAAAGUUUGAACAGAAACACCAAAGAGACAAAGAGAGACAGAUGUUCAGGGUUCAGGAACGUCUCUCCAUCAUCCUCAACAGAAAAGCAGAAGAAGACUUGCUUGGCCUUAAGCACACGGACAGGCUAAAGCAUCUCACUCAAGAUCUACCGCUGGAGGAUAAGACUCAGCAGAAGACUGUUGUUAAAGAGCGACUGGAGCAACUCAGAAGAGAGCGCUCCUAUAUUAUGCAGUCAAAAAGAGACAGGAAUACGACAGGAUUUAAGGAACUUCUAGCUCCUGUUGCUCUGAACAACGAGACAGAAGAUGAAGCAAGCUGAGAUACAGAUGGUUUAAGUCGUUUGGUCCUAUUGUCACUGUUAAUGAAAAUAUUAAAUAUUUUCCUCACAAUGUCACUUUUUUUGCUUUUAUAUAGCAGUUGCAUGGCUCAGAUUACCAAAUUUUAAUAUCAGACAAAGAUAACCUGGGUAAAAUUCAAAAUGCAGUGUUCAAUAGAUUUUUUUUUUUUUUUACUAAGUAAAAACAUGAAAAUGUGCCCCUAAAAAGCCCUUAGUUUUAAAGGCUGCUUGCUUAAAAUUCCAUAAAAUGACAAGUAAAUGAAUGUUAAAUCUCUUUAAAGAAAUGUUGGCUCUCUGUUCUUUCCAUAAUCAUUUUAUUUAUACCACAUUGGAGGGGUUUUGAGUAUGCAUACUUCACUUCCAAUUAUUGUUUAACAAUUCAGAGGUGGACUUGCUGGUGUGCUUUGAUGUUAUUUUGUUGAACAGAAUUCAUUGCCUGACAGGUUACAGCCAAUCGUUAAGGCAGCCACACACCUGCAGACCACCACACACCACUGUUUAACUGUUAGGAUGAGCUUUUUCUAAAAUGAUGUGUUCAGGUGAGUCACAUUCCAAAAGGUUCCACUUUUUGAUUCAUCAAUCCACAGAUUUUCACGCAAGUCUCAGGGAUCAUCCAGAUGUUUUUGUUUGCCAAAUGUGAGACAGGACUUUGUUCUUUUUAGAGAAAAGGGUAACCGAAGUUACCCUUUUCUCCAGUAAAGAAAAUAUCUGAUGUUGUGUAUUCAGAUCAUCUUUGAGGAUAAAUUCAGUUUAAAGAUCUGAUGCAUUUAAGUUUUACCAAAGAAGCAAGAAAAAAAAUCUGUAUGGGGCAAAACUUUUUCAUUUAACUCCGUAAGCAUUUUCAAAGUUCACACCACAUUUGGGUGUAAUUAUUGAUUUAAUUCGAGACUUGUCUCCCUUUCUUUGUAAAACUAAUCAAGUCAGUAGGCUGUGACUGAAUAGACCGAGAUUCACAUGUGCAGUUGUUUAAUAUACAUUUUAAUUAUCACUUUGACAACCAUAAGCAUUAACAAUAAUGAAAUUUCACUAGAACCCCCUUCACCUGUGCACAAUAUCCCAAGAAGCCAAAGUUACAUACACAAUGAGUCAGAGGUGCAUGUAAACAUCCAAGAGUGGCUCCAAUUAACUUUCUUCAUGAGAACAUUUACAUUUAUAAAUUGACCAUUGCUCAAUUCUGUGAGAAAGUGUUGUAGCUGCAGAAUGACACCUCUGUAAAUGUUAAAUGCAUCCAUUGACUGUUUUUAUUUACAGAUAUGAGAAUGAAAAUGUUGCAUCAUGUGAGGGGACGUUGGUUUGGCUAGUAACCGUACAAUAGGAAGAUGUCUAUACAGAAGGUUGAGUGUGUGCCAAGCAGUUUUCCUACAAUGCAGUCCAAGUAAGAAGAGGGAAAUAAGUACAUUUUAGAUUUUCUACAAACACUUACAUUUUUCAUCCUCCUCUCUCUUUAUUUGGUAUCCAAUCUCACUGCAGUUCACCGCAAAGCAGCAACACCAACCAGAGUAAUAAGCUAGAAUAUUCCAAAAAAGCUCCAACACUGAGCCACCGCAUUUAAAACAAAAGUGUCAAGUCUAAUAAUACACAUAACUGCAAGGUUUGUCGUUUCAAACACGCAAACAUUCAUAAAGAAGUUUAUACUCCACUCAAAGGGAAAAAGAACAAUAUUGGUGUGUCAGGUGCUCAGGGCUUUCAAAUCGUUUGCAACGUCUACAAACCUAAAAAAGAAAAAGAAAAA